GCAUAUCGGCUCGUACGUCACUUGCCAACACGGUUUCAUCACUACGGUCAGAUAUUAGUUUCUGUCUUGUGGCUGGCUUGUUAAAGCGCUCGGCUGAUAACCUACGACAACGUCGCUACUUGCGUUGGAUCUUUCAUCUAAUCGGUCACUAGGUGCGAUCGAUCUCUGGGCUCUGGUCUUUCCUCAGUACAGCAGUUACUGCAUUGUUUCUGAAACAAGAACCACCUUCAGCCGUGGUUACAUGUUGUUUAGUGUGAGGGUUUUGGAUAAAGUUUCCAUUAAGAUGGAAAAGUUAAAGGAAGCAAGUAACUUACGGUGAUGAUCUCCGUAAAGUGCGUCUAACAAGGAUUCUAUUUAGCUACGUUUAGAAGAAAUACCCCGUAAUAGGCGAAAAAGCAUGGCGACGUCCUUACAGACUUUUUCUUCGUUAACAAACGAAAGUGUGGUUAAUGGGACUACACAAGCUGCAUUUUACGACUGCGACCUCAACGGUACCAGAAGUGAAACGGCGGUCGGAGACGAGUCAAUCACUGCUAAAACUGUCAUUUUGGUAACCUCCUACUCUUUGAUUUUUGUUGUUGGCUUGAUCGGAAAUGGACUCGUUAUCUACGUCGUCUUACGAUUCGCCAAAAUGAAGACUGUUACUAAUUUGUAUAUACUGAACUUGGCUGUUUCCGACGCCCUGUUCCUGGCUAGUUUACCUUUUCUCAUUGUAACUACCAUUUUAAAACACUGGAUUUUUGGAGCAGCAAUGUGUAAAAUGUACUUUGUGUUAUUCUCAAUUAACUUCUUUGCGAGCGUGUUUCAGCUGACAGCGCUGAGUGCUGACAGAUACCUCGCCGUCUGCCACCCUGUGAGGUCCUCCAGAUAUCGCAACACUACCAUCGCUUUUUUCAUCUGCCUCGUCAUGUGGUCAGUUUCAUUCCUCGUCAUGCUUCCAAUAAUUCUUUACUCAUCAACGACACACGCUGACCCAACAAGCAGUCGUCAGACCUGUACUAUCGUCUGGCCGGAUGGUCAACCAAUACCAGCGGACAAGGCAUUCACAUGGUACACGUUCCUACUCGGGUUCCUUAUUCCAGUUUCACUGAUAUCGGUCCUUUACAUUUCCGUAAUUUUACGGUUACAGAACGUAGGCCCGGCGAUCAAAUCUAAAGAGCGAAAGCGAUCUCAUAGAAAAGUCACAAGAAUGGUGUUGGCAGUCAUAUCGGUGUACGUUGUUUGCUGGCUACCUUACUGGGUGUUCCAAAUAAAUCUGACUUUUAAAAAGAAUGACAUAGAAGAGUGGGAAAUUUAUCUUUUUAACGGUUUGACCGUCUUACAAUUUGCCAAUAGUAUGCUAAACCCACUACUGUACGCUUUUUUGAGUGAAAAUUUUCGUCGCAGUUUUGUUAAAGCGUUUCAGUGUGCAUCGUCCAACGACGUCAACAAAAGCUUGUGUCAUGAAAAUAGCGUUUUUCCAAAGUCAAGCCAAAAGAAAAGCACAACAAUGGAGGACAAGAAGAAAGCCGAAAAGUUCGAGAUGGCCACAAUGAUAACCACUACUGACAAUGGAGACCACCGACCAAAAAACGACAGCGCCAACUCUUUGAACGAUGGUGAUGAUGACGGCCUGUAUGUCGAUAAAGAGAGUCAGACAUUGCAAGAAGACGUCUGAACACAAUCAUUAUCAAACGUCCUGUUGACUUGGAUUUGAUCGCGUGGUCAAACGAAAUUGUGUUAUUGUCUUUGUCAUCAGUAUUGCAUGUUGUCUAUUGUUAUUCUAACUGAACAGUUCUAAAGAUCAUCACUUUUUGCACGUGUUUUUGUAAUUUUCAAAGUUAUUGUCGAUAUGGUGACUUACGUGUAUGUUUCUUGUGAAUUGUUACAAGUAUUGUAUUUGCAGUAAAACAAAUUUUCGUCCUGCGAAACUUUAUUAUGAUAAUGUACAAUGUGUUUUUUCGAUGGAGAAUAAAAUAUUGAAACUAUA
Magallana angulata is the source of this 1969-nucleotide messenger RNA. RefSeq names its product somatostatin receptor type 2-like. Gene Ontology annotation, molecular function: peptide binding; G protein-coupled receptor activity. Gene Ontology annotation, biological process: G protein-coupled receptor signaling pathway. The record is from RefSeq and is a predicted model, not a curated record. Gene Ontology annotation, cellular component: membrane; neuron projection. Bases 398 to 1657 code for a protein of 419 amino acids. The transcript has 3 exons. NCBI's taxonomy places the organism in Eukaryota, Metazoa, Mollusca, Bivalvia, Ostreida, Ostreidae.